Molecule: messenger RNA, 4428 nt
Organism: Effrenium voratum
Lineage: Eukaryota; Dinophyceae; Suessiales; Symbiodiniaceae
Source: the annotation of a GenBank genome assembly
GGUUGAUUGUCAAGCACGUGAAGGUUGAUUGAGCAGCUGAUUGUCCAAUUUUCUCGGCAGCGUUUGGCUUGAGGUUCCGUGAAGCGAGCUCGCGAAGCAACAUGACCAUUUUGACGUUGGGCGUGUCUGUGAUUGAGUUCGUGGCUUGGCAUGUCCUUUUUGGUGCUCUUCAUGAAGUGGGCCACGUGCUCGUGGCAUGCCUAGUGGGUUGUGUGCCAACCUGGACUUGGGCGAAUUUCAUGAGUGCACUUACUAUGCGGAAGGUACACAUUUUGACCAUCGGAUGGGAGACAAACGUGGUGCGCAACGCGGGGUGGAUGGCGUCUUUGGCAAUCGCCUGGCUCUCCUUCCAUUUUCUCGGUGGACUUGCGCAGGCAGCAGCUUCGUUGACAGCGCUGGAAGCGUUUGUCUCUGAUGGUUUGCAGCUACUUGGUUGCUCGCAGGGCUGGUUUGGCUGUGGCAACUUCGGCCUUGUUUUGCUCAAUGCAGCUUGGGCAUCCACACCCAAGGAGGUGAAGGACAUAUUAGAGACCAUGGUGGAAGUUACGAUGAUGCGUGGUGCUCAAAGUGGAGGUGUGGUGACAUAUGCCUGGUCCGGUGAUGACCUGAUGGGAUUGCGUGCGCGUGUGGUGAACCAGAAGCGAACCUGUUUGUCCGAGCUGGUCCGAUCGAAGCUGAACGCCGUAGAGCGUUGGGCUUGGCUUCGAUGCCGAAAUUUUCAAGGCUUUGGCCGGAUCUAUGCGGGGCACACCCGCUUCGCGACCAGCUCAAAGGCCACCUUUGAAGGCACCCACCCCCACCAGUGGUCCCCACCUGAGACGCACCAGGUCUACGUGGGCUGGGCGGAGGGCCAGCUGCGCAAAGUGCGGCGCAGGCUGGAAGUGUUCAUUACGCACAACGGGGACUUGGACUUCUUUGACGUGGGAGACAGGACCUAUGACUUGUCAGCGAUCCAAAGCUGGCUUGAGCGUGCCACAGGGCACUCCAGGCCAUGUGAUGUGGACUCGGUCGCCAUUGCAGGACUCAUGGACAUGCUACGCACUCAGGGUUGCUUGGUGCGCAGCGUGCGUUUUGGCUUCCACUUUGGGCCCAUCCGCCACACCCUUCAGUACCCGGUGCCUCCCCCAAGCUUCUUUCAGCAGGUUGCCAGCUGCAUGGACAAGGUUUUUCAGCAGGAGCUCAUUGAGAGCAAAAGGUUGGGAGACCUCAACACCCGGCGCAAGGACUUGUGUCGCCUGUGCCUCGAGGCAGUGCAGGGGAACGUAAAGUUCCCUAUGGCCGAGACCGAUCUUGAAAAGACGGUGCACGCGGCGGUGAGCGCGUUCUUCGACAACGACUUGCUCUACGCCAUGCAGCUCUUCAUGGGCCGCGCCAAGGGCUCCUUCGGCCUCUGCGUGACUUCGUCGCUGGACGCGGAUCGGCAGCUGGCGCUGGCGGCUCGGGGGCAGACCAUCUCCGUGGCCUUCUACCCGGAGAGCGGCUUGGUGCUCUAUGGCUCUGAGGCCUCGGCCGUGAAGGCUGCCAUUGGUAAGAAGAUGGCCUCGGCCCAGCCAGGAGAGCUCCCUGCGCAAAGGCGCAUGAGCAGCAUCUUCGGCACCGGGAGCGUUGGGCUGUCGUCCUUUGAAGUCGAUCCCAAGCUGGCCGUGCUGAACGAUACCCCGGAGAAGGCCUAUGCCAAGGUGGCUAGCCCUGAUAAGGUCUACACUACGGCAGAGGCGAAGUCCUUGAUCAACGAUGGAUGUGCAAUGCGCCUGGACUUGGAUGAUCUUGGCGGGGAGAUCUGCCUGUUGGACUGGGGCUCUGGGCACCCUUUUACUGCCCUUGAGCACAGGAUGCUGAAGCCGCAAGCGGUCAUGCGCAACACGAUGACUGUGACCUUGAUCCGCGAAAGUCUGAUUCAGCGGAGCUUUCGCAAGCGGCUUUUGCCUCUUGAGGACAAUCCCAUGGUACAGCCACUUCCCAAGAUGCUUUCAGAGCCCGUGGGUCAAGAUAUCAAGGACAUCCCGGAUGUGUUGAAGGAUAUCCAGACGGAAUGGAAGGCUGGGGGGGUGAACCGUUCAACUGCCUGGGCCAUGGGUCGAGUUCUGCGAGCUCGCCUUCAAGAGAAGAAAGCAGGGCGAGUGGGCGCUGAUGCAGUUGACCUACUCAUUACCGGCUGUGAGGUAAGCCUUUGGCUGGGCGAGCAGCUGGUGGCUGACUUGGGGCUUUGCUUCAAGCAUCUGGUGGUGAAGUCCAUUUCGGCCAACAAGAUCCUUGGGAUGAACGGCUUGGAUCCGCCCAUGCCACAGGUAGGUCAUGCUUGCAACUGGGAGCUGCAGGGCUGCGUCGUUCUGCUCCUGAGUCAUAGUGGGGGGACCUUUGCCACACUGAAUGUCUCCAACCUGCUUCAGGCGGUGACGAAGAAUCUCUUCGUGGUGACCUCCGAGUGGGACACUCAAAUCGGUAAGCAGCUGCGCCAGAUCGACGACACCAGCCGCAUCUUCAAUACGGGCGUCGGGUUGCGACCUGCCGAGCCUUGUUCUUUGUCGGUGGCGGCCAUGCACCAGCUGCUGACGCAGAUCUUGGUUUACAUUGCUGCGACAAUCCUCGAGGAUCGAGAACUGUGCCAGACCGCGGGCGCCGUGGUCCAGCGCAAGGAUCUGGCAGAGUUGGAGCGCUGCAAUGGCAUGAACAUCAGCGCACUGGCCGAGAUUGUGGGUCAGGGCGGACCCACAGAGACAGUGAAACAGCUCAGAGGCAAGGGUCGUCGCUGGGCGCAGCAUGUGCUGGAAGGUCCCCGCGCGUGGAUCCUCUGCGCGCUCUAUAUCUUCAUCACAGUGACGCUUGGGCAAGCUCCAGUGACGCUCAUUUGCGAGCAUGCAGGCCUUUAUGAGGUACACGAGGAUCUCGCAUAUGCAGCGCGAGCACUGGACGCCCUGCUGUACAUUUUCCUUCCCCAGCUGUCCAUGCUGCUGAUUCGCCUGGUGCAGCGGCGGCCGCUGCUGCAUCGCAUGACCGGGCGCACGGUGGUCAUUGGGGAUGUGCCCUGGGUGGCUCAAUCAGCUGAGGCUUUCCUCUCCAAGCUGGUAGCCUGCUCCUACUCGGCGGCAAGCCUUAACGUUUUGUCCGGGAAUCCUGCAGAUCACCUCGUGCACCGAAUGACGCACCGCGUGGUGCGUGGCACGCUGCUGGCUUGCGGCCGCCCAGACGGUCGAUUAAUCUCAUUGAGCGGUGCCGAGCAAGCAGUGUGCUUGGCCGUGAACCAGGCCAGCUCGAUCCAAUCCAUGGGAGAGACCUGCGAGAGCCUCACCAUCGGGCACAACCCCUUCAAGCUGCCGCUGGCUGAGGCGGUUUUCCUCAAGGGCAACCGGCCCAAGUAUUUGUUCGAGACCGCCAGCAGCAGAGACGAGUCCAUGAGUCCCACAGCGCUCCUUGGGGAGUUCUCCAACUUCCGACAGGCCCGGAAGGGCAAGGCGGAUGAGGACGAGCCGGAUUGGAUGCACGAUGCCACAUUUACUCGGCUGCAGCACGCUGCUUUUCAAAGGCAGGUGUCCGUUGAUAUGCAGGAGAAGGCUCGUGCAGAGGCGGACACUUUGCAGUUGGACGCUGAUGGGCAUGUGAGCUUCAAGGAGUUUGAGAGGGGCUUCCGGCGCUUGCGCAAGGACCGAAUUGACAGGAAGGGACUCAUGAAGAUCUUCGAGCGCUUUGACACCAACUACGAAGGAGCUUUGCACCCUGUGGACUGCAAAGCCAUUUACCGAAUGGACUUGACUUCUCUACUCUCGCUGGUGGAGGGUGCGCAUCCACGAGUGAAGAUGGGCCUGCUGAAAGUGCAAGAGUCUGUUGAGGAAGUCUUUGGUGAACAGCUUGUCCAGGAGCACCCGGAGCGACAUGCUCAGAUUGUGGAGACGCAGUUCCUCUCCAUGCACCUUUACGAGAGCCGGAUUGCCUCCUUGCAACGUGCAGUUGCAUUCUUCGUGAUGUUUCACGAGAUGGGCAAGACGAUUGCGAACUUUUGGCCCUGGGUGAGCUUUGGCUUGCUGCGAUAUCGCAUGGAUCGCACCCACUCCAUUAUGCGCAUUGCUACAACAGCGUCGCCCGUUUCGGGUGCGGAAGUGCGACAGAAGAUGGUCGACCUCAAAGCGGAGAGGCAGCUGAUUUCGCUCCAGGCUAUUAUCAACAAGUUUGCUCAGCGCUGGCGCGCUCAGCAUGCGAAACGUGCACAAGAGGUGCUCUCAUUCUAGCUAAUCUUGUUUUUUCUGACAAGUAAUCGAGCUUGGGUCCACGCCCCAAGCUCUCUUUUACCCUGGGUUGUGCCUGCCAUAGGCAUUUGCACCCCGUUUUUUUGCUUGAUUACUCCAUCGCACUCGCAGGAACGGCUGCACACUAGACGAAUGUUUGCCAACAUUUGGGAUCUCCGGCGGCAGAUCCGCAUUUGAAACCCCGACC